GCGCAGGCGUGGAUGGAAACGGCUACACAAACAAGCAAAACCCACCACCCUGAGGCCUCCGGCUCUUCCCCGCCCACCUUUCCCGGGCUGCGGCUCUCCAGCUUCCCCGUCGCCCGGCUUUCUCCGCCCCCGUCAACGUCUGGGCACGUCCCCCUCGCGGCGCGGGCCACGCACGGCGGUGCACUUAACCUCUCCCGGUCCGGCGCGGAGUUAGAGGCCCGGGCGGCGCGGGUGGUGCGCACUGCUGGUGGCGGGGAGCCGAGGCGGGAGCUCGGGCCUGCAGCCCCCGCCGGGCGGAGGAUGACUUGCUACCGAGGCUUCCUGCUGGGCAGCUGUCGGCGUGUGGCGGGCGGCCGGGCAGCGGUGCUGAGGGGGCCGGGCGCGGGAGGCCCCGCCGCGCGGCCGCGGCUCUGCGGUGACGGCGGCGGCCGGCGGCACCUGGGGCAGGGUCAGCCGCGCGAGCUGGCGGGCUGUGGCAGCCGCCCCGACGGCGGCUUCCGCCCGUCGCGGGUGGUGGUGGUGGCCAAAACCACCCGGUACGAGUUCGAGCAGCAGCGGUACCGUUACGCGGAGCUCUCCGAGGAGGAUCUGAAGCAGCUGCUUGCAUUGAAAGGCUCUAGCUACAGUGGACUACUUGAACGACAUCAUAUUCACACCAAAAAUGUAGAGCAUAUUCUAGAUAGUUUACGGAAUGAGGGAAUUGAGGUUCGUCUAGUAAAGAGGAGAGAAUAUGAUGAAGAGAUUGUUCGAUGGGCAGACGCUGUCAUAGCUGCAGGAGGUGAUGGCACGAUGCUCCUGGCAGCAAGUAAGGUCUUAGAUAGACUUAAACCAGUUAUUGGAGUAAACACUGAUCCAGAACGGUCUGAGGGUCAUUUAUGUCUUCCUGUUCGAUACACACAUUCCUUCCCAGAAGCCUUACAGAAGUUCUAUCGUGGUGAGUUCAGGUGGUUAUGGAGGCAGCGAAUCAGGUUGUACCUUGAAGGGACUGGCAUAAACCCUGUUCCUGUGGACCUCCACGAACAGCAGCUAAGUUUGAAUCAACAUAGUAGAGCCUUCAACAUUGAAAGAGUUCAUGAUGAAAGACCUGAGGCUUCAGGACCCCAGCUUUUGCCAGUGAGGGCACUAAAUGAAGUCUUCAUCGGGGAGAGUCUAUCAUCCAGGGCUUCCUACUAUGAGAUUUCAGUUGAUGAUGGUCCAUGGGAAAAACAGAAGAGUUCAGGGCUCAAUUUGUGUACUGGAACAGGAUCAAAGGCCUGGUCAUUCAAUAUUAACAGGGUUGCAACUCAGGCUGUGGAAGAUGUUUUAAAUAUUGCAAAACGACAAGGAAAUUUAACUCUUCCAUUGAACCGAGAAUUGGUAGAAAAAGUAACAAAUGAAUAUAAUGAAUCGCUGCUCUACAGUCCAGAAGAACCAAAAAUACUUUUCAGUAUUCGAGAACCAAUAGCAAACAGAGUUUUCUCCAGCAGUCGUCAGCGUUGCUUCACCUCAAAGGUGUGUGUUCGUUCUCGUUGUUGGGAUGCCUGCAUGGUUGUGGAUGGAGGUACUUCUUUUGAGUUUAACGAUGGAGCAAUUGCUUCGAUGAUGAUCAAUAAAGAAGAUGAGCUUCGAACUGUGCUUCUAGAACAAUGAAAGAUUUCCUCAGAUGACAAAUUUUGAUUACUGGGAAAUGCUUUCAUUUCACUGCAGAAACAGACUACUGCUCAUAAAGCUACAUAUGUUGGUUAUUAUUGAGACUGGUUGGCCCUGGGCUUCAAAGGUGACCAAGAAAGUGAGAUUUGCAUUAUUCUUCUUUUGGAUUUGGAUAGAAAAGAUUGUUCGCUGUGUUAGAAAAUGGAUGGACUAAACUGAUUAGAAUUGAUACCAGUGAAAUUUCUAUAUUGCUUAUAGUUGGUAUCUAAGAGUACUGAUAUCUUUUUAGAGAGGUAGGCUCAAAUAAAGGAUUAAAUGUUUAGGAUUUGAAAUUUCACUGUACAAGUUUUUUUUUUUUUCCUUCCCUUUCCUAACUGGAAUUGGUCAGACCAAACACAUACCAUCUGAUUAGUGUAUAUUUUUUAUAGUACCUAAAAAAUCGAUUUUUAAAAAAUUUUGAUGGAGAAUUUUGAUAAAUCCUGACAUUGACCUAAUUGAAGUAGGUAAAUGCGUUUUUUAUAUGUGCUUAGAAUUUUCUAAUUUCAGAGUACAAUAUUGUUACGGCUCUUUAUUAAGAAAUUCAAUCAUUUUUGAAAUUAUUGAUGUUUUCAUUUAAUAAUUGACUUUCAGGUUAAUUUUGACAGUGCUGGGUGAAAUGAAGUAUAUCUGAAAAAAAUCAUGAUACUGUUACAAAUGUAUUAAUUAUCCAGUAGCUUUUUUAGGUCAUAGACAGUUUUUUUUUGAAUGCUUUUGAGUCUUAAUAGAUUUCUUCCAUAUUUAAAACUCUAACAUGGAAUCAAAGACUAAAGGGAGCUGAUUAGACAUAUUAGGAGUUUGGUGAAACCUUUAAAAAAUAUUUUCAUCUAGUAUUAGGAGUAUUGUCAGAAAAUGGAUUCUUUAAUAAAUAUGCAAAACAUUAGUUUUGGAACUGCCUUACUUUUAAUAUCAUGGUAGUUUUCACCUAGCUCAUAUUCCGUGUUUCACACAUUAGCUUUGAAAGAUAAAAUGUUACAGCUUCCUUCACCUCCCCUCACCCCCAUGAGAGUUCCUUUAGUUUGAGAGGAAAUUAUCUAAUUCUUGAUCUACUUAUAAGUAAUCCUAGAAUUUUUACAAAAAGCACCUAUUGCUGCAUCAUGAGACAACAGGUAUUCUCAUGCCAUUUAUUCAGAGUUGUAUCUUUUUUUCAUUUGCUGUUAAAGAGUUAUAUUCAACAUUCAGAUAUUUAUUGAACACAUAUCUUGUGCCAUGUACUGUGUCAGAUGCUGGGUAUACAUUGAUGGACAAAAGACUCUAUCCUAAUAGAACUUGAGUCUUGUGAGUUAGGAAAUUCUGUGAAAGCUAGGCGAUGUAUAAUCAAAUUGAGUGCUAUUAGUUUUGCCAACACUUAACAUGUUCUUGUCAAAUUUUUAAAUAAAUGUUAUACAAAGGUAAUCUAGGUUUUGAUGUAUAUCCAGAACAAGAAUCUGUUCUUCUUUUCUAAGUAUCUGCAUAGACACUCGGAGCAGUGUUUACAUGAUUCAUACCAAAAAAAAAAAAAAAAAAAUCAGUGUUUUCCCAGAGCUGGAUCUAGUUUCUGGCUUGAUGUAAAAUUAUUAACUGAAGAUAACACUUUAUGGUAUGGGAUUUCAGUUCUUUAUAAAAACUCUAAGAGGUUUAAGUACUUUCUUAACAAAAAUUCCAGCUCCAUCUUUACAUCAAGCAAAUCUGAUUGUCCAAAAUGGUACCAUAGAUCUGUUAAUAUGUAACGUAUUAAUAGGCAACCUGCUCUGUAAAAUUGUUCAUAAGCCGUAAAGGUUAAAAAGUUAAUUUGCUCCCUUUGCAGUAUAACUUCUAACAUUUCUGCUAUGUGGUGGGGAUUGAUUUAGAAGAGAGAAGAAGCAAAGGAUAUUACAAUAGAAGAAAUGUUUUUAUGAGUUAACCUCUUAAUGGUAACUAUAUGUGAAUAAACAAUUAAAUUGUUUUUUAGUUUUUUUUAAA
Messenger RNA from Callorhinus ursinus (northern fur seal), 3606 nucleotides. It is a transcript of the gene NADK2, whose product is annotated as NAD kinase 2, mitochondrial. Gene Ontology annotation, molecular function: NAD+ kinase activity. Gene Ontology annotation, biological process: NADP+ biosynthetic process; NAD+ metabolic process. Gene Ontology annotation, cellular component: mitochondrion. Lineage: Eukaryota; Metazoa; Chordata; Mammalia; Carnivora; Otariidae. The record is from RefSeq and is a predicted model, not a curated record.